CAGAUUUUGUGAUUGGAAUUGUUUCUAAUGGAAAUUUAUCAUCUUUAUCAAAUUAUCGAUCAGCUCCAACUGGUUACUACCCUCCUACACCUGAUGGUGAUGACUCAGAUUUACAAAUAAUUAAUUACACACCUCCUAAAGAUAAUUUUGCAACUAUUGAAUUCUCAAGACCUUUAACACCUAAUGGAAGAAAAGGGAUUAGAAGUGGACUUAUGAAAUUUAUUUUGGCUUAUAAUCCUGCAAGUUCAGUAUUUUCAUAUCAUCAAAAUAAUCGUCAAUUAACACUAUUUGAUUUUUACAAUAAUCAAUUUUCAUCAUCUGUAUCUAAUG
Molecule: messenger RNA, 330 nt
Organism: Entrophospora candida
Lineage: Eukaryota; Fungi; Glomeromycota; Glomeromycetes; Entrophosporales; Entrophosporaceae
Source: the annotation of a GenBank genome assembly